Molecule: messenger RNA, 2153 nt
Organism: Carcharodon carcharias (great white shark)
Lineage: Eukaryota; Metazoa; Chordata; Chondrichthyes; Lamniformes; Lamnidae
Gene: tpd52
Product: tumor protein D52
Exons: 7
Coding region: 619-1086 (155 amino acids)
Biological process (GO): B cell differentiation
Cellular component (GO): mitochondrial small ribosomal subunit; cytoplasm
Source: RefSeq, a predicted model, not a curated record
CUGCAGUAGCAGGAACAGUACCUAGCCAAAAAGCAGCGGCGCUCUCAGUUCAGCGCCUUGGCGCGAGCAUUAGAGAGAGCUAGCACGUGCUAACAGGGGCGAGGACGUUUUCCGUGCGCGAUGACGUUGAUUGAUGCCAAACUCACGCCUGUCAGGCCUGUCAAAGGCGGUUAAUGGGCGGAGGGGGUGUUUGUUGGCGACAGGCGGCGGCUGGACAGAGCGGGGCGGCAGCGCUGCUAGUGGAGGCGGAGAGGAGCGGCAAUAACAAGCGCGGCUCAGGGUCGGGCGGCUGCAUCCUGUACCGAGUUAGAGCGGUUUAUUUUUUAAAUCCCCCUUCUCCCCAUCCACCUGUCAGCAUUUGUGAAGAAAGAACGAGGGAUGGACACUUCCAACGAAGAUUAACACAGGCGAGGAAGGAAACAAUGUGGCUUGAACUGAAUGAGAAGCUAGGAGUUUGAUGACGUGCGGAAGGAGGUGCUCCUUUCUUCUACCUUUUUCACCCUCCAGUAUUUGGUUCUUACAACGAUACAGCAGAACGAGCCGAUUGGUUUGCUACAAAGUGAUCCAGCACCUGAAGUAGGAGAAGAUGCAAUUGCAACUGCUGAUCUUGGAGGUGGAAUGACAGAUGAUGAGCGAGAAGAGCUGACAAAUGAACUUACCAAAGUGGAGGAGGAAAUCCAAACACUUUCUCAAGUGCUUGCAGCUAAAGAAAGACACGUUGCUGAGUUAAAGAAGAAACUAGGAUUGACUCCACUACAUGAACUUAAACAGAAUUUAUCAAAAAGCUGGUUAGAUGUGCAAUCUUCCACAGCAUUCAAGAAGACUUCUGAAACCCUCUCUCAGGCUAGUCAGAAGGCUUCCUCUGCAUUUACUCAUUUUGGUUCGGCCAUUACCAAAAAAUUUGAAGAUGUUAGAAAUUCACCAACUUUCAAGUCAUUUGAAGAUAGAGUUGAAAACUUAAAGUCUAAGGUCGCAGGCAACAAGGAAGGUGGCGGCGAUUUUGGGAAUGUUCUAAACUCUGCAGCAAACGCAAGUGCCACAGAGGCCAUUACAGAAGAGGUUUCAGAUGUUCAUGAAGCUCAUUAAAAUACUGCUUUAAGUCCAGCUUUUCUUUGACACAAUACAAAUCAAGCAAAUGGUACUAGUAGUUGCAAAUAAUGGCUUUCUUCCAUUAGUGUGUCUCUGUCUCACUACGAUGCCUCUUGUAUUUAACAGCUCACAAGAUCUGGCCUGCCCCUAGAUUACUACACUUUCAAUUUGUUAUUGAUCUAAAACUACUUUGGUCCUCAACAGCAAAAAAUGUUUUGUUUUAAGUGAAAUACUUUUUUGGUGAAAAUACUUGGGUUAAUGACUAUACUAAAACCCUGCCUCAUGUUAUACCAGCAAAACUCUCUUGAUAUGUGGAAUAUUAAAUUGAGAUGGAUUACACUUUCACUCUUGUUUUUUUCUGAAGUGGGUUAUUUUGAACUAUUGAAAUGUACAACACGAAUUUGGUGACAAACAGACACAAGCUAUUGCUCAGCUCAAAAGUGAUGGUGUAUCUUUUGUGUAAGAUCAUUUUAAAAAUAGAUGCCAUUCAAAUACAUUGUGAAAGAUCUUUCUUUGGUUUUUGGGAGGUGUAAUUUGUUCCAGCUAUAUGGUACAAGACAUAUUUGUAGGAAAUUGUCAUAAUCUGAAUAGAAGUUUCCACUAAUUAGCAUUAUCAUCAGACGUAGAAUUCAGUAUGUGUUGACUUUUUUUGCUAUUUUAAAAUAAAAACCUAUUCAUCUAGUUCUCAUGAGUACCUGGCAAAGUAUUUUCUUGCAUAAGGGCUUAUAGGUUUGUGACUUGAAUGUGUUUAUAUCUAUGAGAGGUGAUUGUACAUGUACACUUCUCAUUUUAAUGCAUGUUGGCAGUUAGCAGCAUUUAAGGAUUCAGAAUUUUGGGUCUGAGUUUUGAAGACUAAAUGAAUGGAUGGUAUUGAUUAAAAGUUGUUGCAUUAAUACAUAUUUGAAAUAUUUGAGGUUCAUGAGUUCAAUGUUAACAUUGUAAAAUGGUAAUUUUGUUUUUUGUCCAUUUAGCCAAAUGAAAUGCUGUACAGUCACAGCACUAUCUUAGUAUUUUCUGUUUUAAAAAAAAAGCAAAACUUUUAAUAAAGAUUGCUGAUGGUGAAA